AUGGAGUUCCCUUGGAUGAUCCUGACACUCUGUGCCCUGGUCAGAAACCAAUCCAACAGAUGUACUCACGAGUGGAACCCCUACGGAAUCGUUUUCCGUGAUGAUCCCGGACUCCUUAUAACCAACUGCAGAGUACACACGCAGAGGGUGCACGUCCGCCUAGAUGCAGAGAACGUGUCCCGCCAACACAUUUCUCCUGCGGCACAUAUGAGUUGGGACAGGGCAGACUGGACCACCCAGGCAGUUAAGCACGCUCAGCUAGACACUGCCCACAUGUUGGCCCAACUCCAAAAGUUCACAGUCACCCAGUCAGAACUAGCAGAGCCCAGGCGAGAAAAACGAUUCCUCAGGGCGCUACUCUCAACAGGUGCAGCCGUAGGGUCACUAUUUGCUCUAGAUACCACAGCCGUCAACGCACUCAGUCUAGCCGCGGUCAAAAUAAAUGUUAGGGAGAUUACUGAAGAGAUGUCACUUAUCCAGGUUGCAGCAUGUUGGAAAGUCUUUCCAGGACACUAUUCUGGUGGUAAACACACACGCUACUCUCCUGAACAAAACCCUCCUGUCGGUAGGCAAGCUAGUAGAAGUCAUGAACCAUGCCUAUGCCCAUGUCCAAUUGGUUCAAUUGUUGUUGGAGGAUUUUCUCAGUGAAGUAAGCUCUUCUAUGGACCACUUGGCCAUGAAUAGAAUCCCCUCAUAUCUAGUGCCCCUCUCAAUGGUGCCCAACAUAUCGACCUCAGCUACCACAACCAUGAUAAAGCCAUUACAGUCACACCUGACCUAUAGUCUCGGGUCUGCAAUUCCAAUACACGUUGAUGUUAAUUGAAAUGAAGUGGGAUUUUUACUGAUGCUGCCGGUUGUUGAACUGGAGAAUAUCUAUAGGUUGAAAACAGUUCUAAACGUAGGAUUUUGGCGUGACAAAACCCAUGUGAAAAUCAUCACACCUCCAGUCAUAGCUUAUCAGGAACACAAUCCAGAUUUCUAUCUCACCCCUAACCUGUUAAUGUGUACUCUAACCAAAGACGUCCACUACUUGUGUCCUAGCAAACCCCUCGUCAGGGAUAACACUGAGAGCCUUUGUGGCCUUAAGCCUAUCAAAAGCGAAGAACACUGUAGAGCCAAACUAACAGCAAGAGGUGGAGUCACCACCAUGCAAAUUAGAUGUCCUAACCGACUUGCCAAAACUAUAGUUUAUUAACAAGAAAUUUGUGGAGUGGUUGAAAAAUGAGUUUUAAUGAUUCCAACCUAAGUGUAUGUAAACUUCCGACUUCAACUGUAUGUUGGAACUCCUUCAAGACUGUUGGAAGGGCAUUCCGGGUGACUGCCUCAUGAGGCUGGUUGAGAGAAUGCCAACAGUGUACGGAAGCAUAGUUCCUGCUCAGCCCAGUCAAAGCUAUUCGCUGCUCUGGCACCCCAAUGGUGGAACAUGCUCCACCACGACGCCAGGACAGCGGAGUCACUGACCACCUUCCGGAGACACUUGAAACCCUACCUCUUUAAGGAAUACCUGGAAUAGUAUAAAGUAAUCCUUCUUCCCCCACCCCCCAUAAAAAAAAAAAAAAGGUGGUUGUCCCACUGGCUAUCCUAAGUUGAAUGCACCAAUUUGUAAGUCGCUCUGGAUAAGAGCGUCUGCUAAAUUAUGUAAAUGUAAAUGUGAAAUGCAAAUGAGAGUGGUAGGGAAUCAAUGGCUGAUUAACACCCCAUUCACGUCCGCCACUAUGACUUACGAACGCCAUGACUCAACCACCCAACUGAACCUCCCCAAUCAGACAAUUUCUGUUAAGGUACCAGAGGGGGGCGAUUAUACACAUAGAUGACCUAGCCCUAUACCAACUUCCUGACGACAGGAUAGACACAGAUAUUGAAAUGCCUGACGCUUUUGCUAAACAUUCCCUUGAGUUACCACCAGCUAUUCAAAACCAAAUUCAGUACGAGGGACUGAUGACUGUUCAUCUUAGCGUACUGAAUGAGGCACCUUUAGUUGACCCGAUUGCCUAUAACCCAAAAGAUUGGUCUGUCACCCGCUCUUGGACGGUGUCGGACAGUAUCCUGACUGUUACCAUGAUCCUUGGUCUUAUUGCCCUUGGCGUGUGCACCUACUAUGUACACAGGCGCAAUGGAAGACCUAAUGAGGUCUUAUGCUAGGAUCACCUGUGGGACGGAAGCAAUCCCGAUUUUCAGAAAACUGACAAUAGAUUCCAAAACCCCAUCAGGUGACCCAUCCACAGCAUCCCCAGCUUCUUCCCCAGAGUUCGCUAGGUCAGCCCUGUAGUGCCACCAAUGGAAGCUUUGUCAUUCAGGGUGCCAUUUUAGAGAGUGCCUUCACUACCUUCAAGAAGGAUCGCCCUAGAUAUGACAUUAGACAAAUGUCAUGAUAGAGUCAUUUAGCCAAGACCAUGGACGUACAUAGAAUAGAGUCCAAGUAGAUGAUUAAGCUGCCAACCCUCGGAACCACUCUAUCCCGUACUCCUGCUGCCCCGUCGUCCACGGUGUGAGCCCCCCCCUAAAAAUGUUGGGCUUGUCUCUCCCCCGUGGACCAGGCCGAUACGUGAAGUCCUACGGUACAAACACAAAUCAAAAGGAACAAGAAACCACACCAAACGAAUGCCUAACGGCUACCUAAGUAUGGCUCCCAAUCAGAGACAACGAGCUACAGCCGUCUCUGAUUGGGAGCCACCCUGGCCAACAUAGAAACACAAAACUAGAACCUAACACCCUGGCUCAACAUACGAGAGUCCCCAGAGCCAGGGCGUGACAAGUAUGACGGAAACGCCCCUCUUUACCAGAGUGCAUAAAAGAUUGAGUUAAGAAUUAUCAGAUCACACUAGACGGACCUCAAGCUGCAGCGAGGUCCAUUUUGGUCCCGACCCUGAAAAUUUAAGUGGGACCAUCCUGUUACUCUCUUCAAACCAUCAUCUACUACACUGCUCUCAUCGCCCCACAGGGGAUCAUCGACACAGCUGAUUAGCCGUCCUCAGAAGACCACUUCCAGAACGAGUGAAAGUAAACAGACAACUAAGGAGAAGGACAUUGUGACCUCUUGUGGACAAUCUGAGCCUUACAUCUAAAAGGCCAUCCGAAAGUGAAGGCCCAAACGACCCCUUCCCACGAAGGCCUGGGUCCAACAGAGAUACACGACGAAGACCUCCAAUACGUAAAUAUGCAUUACUUCUUACCAAACAGGCGGCAGUUCGGGGCAAGGUAUUAGGAUUACUGUGAGCGUAGGUCCAUGUGUAUCAAAGUGUUUUCUUUCUCGCUCUCUUUUUAACUCGCCAUCUUUUGUAACAAGUGUCAUAUUGUGUUAGUCCGCUAGGGACCCGUUUCCAUUGUAUUAAGUUUCUAAUCCCUACCUAUACUGUGUACGUGUUUGUAUCUUGUGUUAUCAUUUUUAAUUAGUUAGUAAAUAAAUAAUUAAAACAAUUUGUGUGGUACGGAAUGAUCAGUAAGACCCGGGUUCAUGCAGACUUAAAGAGUCUACGACUUUCAGAAUGAGAUAGAUAUGAGGUAAAUGAUUAAUAAAUUAUAAGAGAUAUCUUAAGAGUUAAUUUGGGAAACGGUAAGUAGUUAAACAACUUUUCCCAUGGUGCCCCAAAUUCCUAAUGAGUUAAUUGUUACAUGAUUAAUUUAAUCUAGUAACAAUUAAACAUAGUAGGUAAUUAUUCGAUAAAUAAUAGUAAUCACAAUAAUAUAUCACGUCACGACACUGGUCUUGGAGAGCCAGGUAUAAUUUACAAAUUGAUUGUGCUUUUCUAUAUGUUUCUUUUUCAUUCAGAGAUUAACUUUAUAAUCUGAAUGUGUGACAGGCACAUAAUUUGAUCAAUGUAUGGAGGCGAUCAUCCCAUACAUUGAGAAACUCCAACAAGGCUACAGUGUGUUCGUGUGUGGAGGAAUUGGCAAGAUCAACUCGGACAUGCCAAUUACUGUGCCAUCUGCUUGUCACCUGCAGAAAGAGUAGCUGCAGCUUUCGCAACAGCUAAUGGGGAUCCAUUAUUUAUUUUACAAAUAACAGAAAAGGUAAGCCUUGAAAGAAUGCUUUUUAUAAGUCAAAUAUUAUUUAAUAUCCCUCUUAAAGUUAAAUAGGUGCGUUUUCUGUUUUCAGAUGUCAAAUCUACACAGUGGACAAGGCUCUGCUCUCAGACCCAAAAUCAAAAUCUAAUCAAAUCAAAUGUAUUGGUCACAUACCCAUGGUUAGCAGAUGUUAUUGCGAGGGUAGCGAAAUGCUUGUGCUUCUAGUUCCGACAGUGCAGCAAUAUCUAGCAAGUAAUAUCUAACAGUUCCACAACAAAUACCUAAUACACACAAAUCUAAGUAAAGGAAUGGAAUAACAAUUUAUAAAUAUAUGGAUGAGCAAUGUCAUUAUCAGAGUGGCAUAGGCUAAGAUGCAAUAGAUCAUAUAGAAUACAGUAUAUACAUAUGAGAUGGGUAAUGCAAGAUAUGUAAACAUUAUUAAAGUGGCAUUAUUAAAGUGACUAGUGUUCCAUUUAUUAAAGUGGCCAGUGAUUUUCAUGUUUGUGUGUAGGCAGCAGCCUCUCUGUGCUGUGUAACAGUCUGAUGGCCUUGAGAUAGAAGCUGUUUUUCAGUCUCUCGGUCCCAGCUUUGAUGCACCUGUACUGACCUCGCCUUCUGGAUGAUAGCAGGUGAACAGGCAGUGGCUCGGGUGGUAGUUGUCCUUGAUGAUCUUUUUGGCCUUCCUGUAACAUCGGGUGCUGUAGGUGUCCUGGAGGGCAGGUAGUUUGCUCCCAGUGAUGCGUUGUGCAGACCGCACCACCCUCUGGACAGCCCUGCAGUUGUGGGCGGUGCAGUUGCCGUACCAGACGUUGAUACAGCCCGACAGGAUGCUCUCAAUUGUGCAUCUGUAAAAGUUUGUGAGGGUUUUAGGUGACAGGCCAAAUUUCUUCAGCCUCCUGAGGUUGAAGAGACGCUGUUGCGCCUUCUUCACCACACUGUCUGUGUGGGUGGACCAUUUCAGUUUGUCAGUGAUAUGUACGCCGAGGAACUUAAACAUUUCCACCUUCUCCACUGCUGUCGAUGUGGAUAGGGGGGUACACCCUCUGCUGUUUCCUGAAGUCCACGAUCAUCUCCUUUGCUUUGUUGACGUUGAGUGAGAGGUUAUUUUCCUGGCACCACACUCCCAGAGCCCUCACCUCCUCCCUGUAGGCUGUCUCAUCGUUGUUGGUAAUCAAGCCUACUACUGUUGUGUCGUCUGCAAACUUGAUGAUUGAGUUGGAGGCGUGCAUGGCUAUGUAGUCAUGGGUGAACAGGGAGUACAGGAGGGGGCUGAGCACACACCCUUGUGGAGUCCCAGUGUUGAGGAUCAGAGAAGUGGAGAUGUUGUUUCAUACCUUCACCACCAGCAUUCUUACAUAGGUAUUCCUCUUGUCCAGAUGGGAUAGGGCAGUGUGCAGUGUGAUGGCAAUUGCAUCGUCUGUGGACCUAUUGGGGCGGUAAGCAAAUUGAAGUGGGUCUAGGGUGACAGGUAAGGUGGAGGUGAUAUGAUCCUUGACUUGUCUCUCAAAGCACUUCAUGAUGACAGAUGUCGCCCCGAUAGUCAUUUAGUUCAGUUACCUUUGCAUUCUUGGGUACAGGAACAUUGGUGGCCAUCUUGAAGCAUGUGGGGACAGCAGACUGGGAUAGGGAGAGAUUGAAUAUGUCCGUAAACACACCAGCCAGCUGGUCUGUGCAUGCUCUGAGGACGCGGCUAGGAAUGCCGUCUGGGCCGGCAGCCUUGCGAGGGUUAACACGUUUAAAUGUCUUAUUCACGUCGGCCACUGAGAAGGAGAGCCCACAGUCUUUGGUAGCUGGCCGCGUCGUUGGCACUGUGUUAUCCUCAAAGUGGGCAAAGAACUCUUGUCCAGAAGUUCCAGGAAAAUUUCAUUUUGGCAUUUGGCAGGCCACACUGGCUAAAGUAGGUAGAUGCUGUCUGUCAGUACACCACUCAUGUAUCUUUCAUUUGAUCAAUAGCCUCCAGACAUGAACCACUUGCCUACUGCCACUGGAGUUGAAGUCCUACAACUUCUCCAGAUCCUCCCUCUCAUCACCAGGGAUGCUUUGUGCAGCCCACCAUCCUUUACUGCUGCCUCUGUGCAGUAUAUUGGCAUCGACACCUGUAGGCAGAUUCAGAAUGCCAACGUUCUGCUGUCUGAAUAUGUUUCCCUUACCUCAAUGAAGCUGAAGCCAAACUCCUCCAGCAGAAAAUGUGUGAUCAUCACAAAUUAUUGUUGAAGUAAGUUAAAUAGACUUAUUGAUGGAUUAAUUAAUUAAUAUUGUGACAUUGGCCCUAGGUAGCUGCAGUAGUAUUAUUUAUUCAUUUCUGUCUUUCAUAGAUCUGGAAAAAAUUAUGUUGCCAAUCGUGGAAACAUUCAUUGUGGCGUUCAUAUAGAGGAACAGAUAGAGGUGUUUGGAUAACCUAUGAUUGGCAACUGCAACCACUUUGAGAGGUACCAUCAUCGCGUGAAGGACAUAAGUAUUUAUCUCUAAUACCUACAGUCAGCAAAGUUUCAGUAAAAACACAAUAGGGGUAUUUUAAACACAAUGUAUUUGUUAAUUUUUGUCAGCAGUGAAUGCCCACAAGAACGGGGUCAAUAUGGAGAAAAACAUGGUUGCAAGACUGGGUGUUCUGGACUCCAUUGCUACCAUGUUGACCUAUAUCAACAAAGACACUGAACAACCUCAGCCUGGUCUUCCUGGAUAUGCUGCAGUGUAUCAGCCAUCUGGGGCUGUAACACUGGCGUCUGCACAAGAGCUCAGACAGAGACAAAGACUU
This is a messenger RNA of Coregonus sp. 'balchen', 6760 nucleotides long. The record is from the annotation of a GenBank genome assembly. Lineage: Eukaryota; Metazoa; Chordata; Actinopteri; Salmoniformes; Salmonidae.